AUGAUAAAACUUAAUCGUGCAUCUGGUGUUCUUGCCCAUAUUACUAGCCUUCCUGGACCAAAUGGUAUUGGCGAUAUUGGUAAUGAAGCCUAUAAAUUUAUCGAUUUCCUAUAUAAAUGUAAUCAAAAAGUUUGGCAGAUUCUUCCUUUAACUGCCAGUGAAAAACCGUCACCAUAUUCUGGCACAUCAGCAUUUGCCGGUAAUCCAUUAUUGAUUAGUUUAGAAAAAUUAGUUGACAAUGGUCUACUUGUUCAGUCGGAUAUUGAAUCAAAUCGACCAACAUUUGGUGAUCGAAUUGAACAUAAUAAAGUAUUUCAAUGGAAACCUAAUAUAUUGAAUCGAGCAUAUAAUAAUUAUAAACAAAAUUAUUUAGGAAAACUUAAAAAUGAAAUUGAUACAUUCGCUAAAAAAGAACAUUAUUGGCUUGAUGAUUAUACACUUUAUAUGGCAAUUAAAGCUGAACAAAAUAAUCAAACAUGGUCAAAAUGGCCACAAGGAUUAAAACAAUAUGAUAAAAAAGUUUUAGAACAAAAGCGACAUGAACAUGCAGACGCUAUUGAUCAACAUCGAUUUCUUCAAUAUAUAUUUUUUCAACAAUGGCAUCAAUUAAAACGGUAUGCUAAUCAACAUGAAAUUACAAUUCUUGGUGGUAUUCCGCCUGAUUCAAUAGAGCGCCAUGGACAAUUAUGGAAUAAUCCGAUCUAUGAUUGGACUGGAAAUCUACGUAAAACAAAUUUCGAUUGGUGGACAAGACGUUUGAAAAAAUGUUUGAAAACAGUUGAUGUUCUUCGUAUUGAUCAUUUUCGUGGUUUAGAAGCUUAUUGGUAA
Messenger RNA from Rotaria sordida, 828 nucleotides. The record is from the annotation of a GenBank genome assembly. Lineage: Eukaryota; Metazoa; Rotifera; Eurotatoria; Philodinida; Philodinidae.